AUGGACGCCGUCUCCAGAUCUGUCGGCGGCUUGCUGGAGGCGAACGUGUUCACCGAGGAAGUGUCCUCGGCUUCUAGCUCGCGUGGCUCCAACCUCACCGCCGAGCGGAAAAGGAGGUCAGGGCUUCGUCGGCGCAGGUACCAGCUGCUGCUAGAGGACCUGGAAGGCAUGGGGGAGGAAGAAUUCAGGGAUUUGUUUCGCAUCAACCGCGCAAUUCUUGACUACAUUGUCAACGGGAUGGCGCACUACAUGCAGCCCUACGUUGACAGAUACUUGAUCACGCACGAGGUGGCAUGCCUUGUGGCUAUCAAAUACCUGGCCAGCGGCAUGUCGUUUCGAGACCUGUCGGCAGUCUUCGGCCUGUCCAAGACGCUGUGCCACACGCUGGUAGAUGCGCUCCUCAUGCACUUCCCGACGGCCUUCAAGCAGCAGUGGGUCCACUUCCCGAGCCGUGACGACCUCGAUGAGAUGGCGGAGGAGUUUCGCGCCAUCAAGGGAGUCCCUGCGGUGGUGGGGGCUAUAGACGGCACACACAUACCCAUGAAGGGGAUGGAGGGGCACAGGCAAGAGUACUACACGCGCAAGUCAUGCUACGCCGUGCAGCUGCAGAUCACAUGCGAUGCUCGCGGCAUCAUUUGGGACUACUUGGCCUAA
Messenger RNA from Closterium sp. Naga37s-1, 654 nucleotides. The record is from the annotation of a GenBank genome assembly. NCBI's taxonomy places the organism in Eukaryota, Viridiplantae, Streptophyta, Zygnematophyceae, Desmidiales, Closteriaceae.